CGGAGAUUGCGCCCCCAGGCGGAGCAGGUGCAGCGUGGGCAUGGCCUGGAGGGCGUGGUCAGAGAGAGAGGGAUGAGUGACCAGGAUGUAGAGAACAGACAACAGAUCGUCUCCACAUGCAGGAAGUCCUAACAGCCGUCCUGCCUGAGGUGAAACUCAGGCUCUAUGGGUCUUCCUGCACCAAGUUUGGUUUCAAGGAUUCUGACGUCAACAUUGACAUCCAGUUCCCACCUCAUAUGCAUCAGCCAGACGUUCUGUUGCAGGUACAGAAGAGUCUGUCAGUUAGCCUUCUCUACUGUGACCUGGAGGCAGACUUCCAUGCCAGGGUACCGGUGGUCAUCUGUAAAGACAAGAACAGUGGUCUGGUGUGUAAGGUGAGCGCAGGAAAUGACAACGCCUGCCUGACCACCUCCUUCCUGUUUGAGCUGUCCAAUCAGGAGCCUCUCCUGCUGCCACUGGUCCUGGGCUUCAGACACUGGGCCCGGAUCUGUCACGUGGACCGAGCGGAGGAGGGAGGUCUGCCGUCGUACGUCCUGGCUCUCAUGGUCAUCUACUUUCUCCAACAGAGGAAACGGCCCGUCCUGCCGUCCUACCUGGGACACGAGAUAAAGGAGUUCUCCAUCAGCAGGCUACAUGACUUCAGUCUGACCAUGGAGGAUGGCUGUGUCCACUGGGGUUACUAUCCCGUCUCUAAGGACUCACCCCCAGAAACCAUCUACAGGGAGGGCAAGGCUCCUCUGGUGUUCCAGAACUCUGUCCCUCCUCCAGCGGUGGGUCUCCUGUGGGUGGAGCUGCUUCGCUUCUAUUCGCUGGAGUUCAACAUGGCGGAGUGUGUCAUCAGCGUGCGCACCAGCAUCGUCCUACUCAGGGACGCCAAGGACUGGCCAAGAAACGCGAUUGCCGUGGAGGAUCCGUUUGCUGUGAAGAGGAACGUGGCUCGUACAUUGAACAGCCAACAGAUGUACGAGUACAUCCUCCACUGCCUCAAAUCGACCUACAAGUACUUCGCCCUGCCCCUCAGCCUUCCCUCAGCCAACCACAAGAUGGCAGGGCCGCGAGGAGCUAAUUACAAGCAAGGGCCUAGUCAGAAGGCUCUGAGUGUCCAAUCAGGGUUGAGCAGUGUCAAACUGGAGUCUCAGGCAGCCAAUGGGCAGAAAGGAGAGGCGGGCUUGAAGCAGGACUCUGACUGUAUGGUGGAGGAYGAGGAGGAGAGCCCUACAGACUCUGAUAACGAAGGAGAGAAAGAAGAUGAGGAUUUGGGGAAGAACAGCCUGUCUGAGGAGGAGGAUGAAGAGCUCGAUGAGGAAGUAUAUCCCAGACAUCACCUAGACAGUGUGAACACGGAGGACGAAGAGCUGUUCCCAUUGGACGAGGUCUCGGAGGAGCUUCUCUCAGACGAGGAGGGGCCAGACCUAGAUACUCCCAGUUCAUUGGACGAGGAGGAGGUGGCCUCGCCUAAACAGGAAGUGCUUGACAACAAGACCGAGGGGGCCAGUGGUCUCUGCUAUGGCUUCACCAGACAGGCCUUCACCCGUGGAAAGUCCCACACAGUGGUGUGUAGUGUGUGUAAGCGGGACGGCCAUCUAAAGAAGGACUGUCCUGAAGACUUCCAGAGGGUUCAGCUAGCCCCUCUCCCUCCCAUGACACCUGCCUUCCUCACAACACUCAACACCGUCUGCCAGCAGUGUUACCGYGACUUUGCUCCAGAUGAGGUGGAGCUGGGAGUGAGAGAACACAUCCUGCUGGACCUCGAGAGCUUCGUCAAACGGCAGUUCACAGGUGCCAGACUGAGGUUGUUUGGUUCGUCUAAGAACGGCUUUGGCUUCAAGCAGAGUGACCUGGACAUUUGUAUGGUGCUGGAUGGACAGGAGACCGCUGAAGUAAUCGAUUUGUAUCUUCUCUCUCUCUCUGCCUCUCCUCUCUGCCUCUCUCUCUCCUCUCUUCCUCUCUUCCUCUCUUCCCUUACAAAGGAGAAGACAGAGGAACACACCUGUGUAUACCUGUACUACAGACGAGGUAAGACACAGAGGAACACACCUGUUAUACCUGUACUACAGGAGAUUUACGACGAGGAGGAGAAGCCUGAGGUUUUGGUAGAUGGAUGGAAUGUCUACUUCUACCAUGAUCUGGAGAAACUGCCUGAGCGCUGGCAGCAGAGGAACGUGGAGUGUGUAGGUGCUCUGUGGCUGGGCCUGCUGCAGUUCUACACCGAGACCUUUGACUUCAGAGAACAUGUCAUCUCCAUCAGACAGAGCGCAGCUCUCACCACGUUCAACAAGCAGUGGACCUCUAAGUACAUCGUCAUCGAGGAUCCUUUUGACCUGAACCAUAACCUGGGAGCUGGCCUGUCCAGGAGAAUGACCAACUUCAUCAUGAAGGCGUUCAUCAAUGGCAGAAGUGUGUUUGGAACAGCAGUCAACGCCUACCCUCCUGAGCUACACUAGUCAGAUGGAGUUCUUCUUUGACCCCGAGGUGCUGACAGAGGGACAGCUGGCUCCUAACGACCGCUGCUGCAGGAUAUGUGGCAAGAUCGGACACUU
Messenger RNA from Salvelinus sp. IW2-2015, 2540 nucleotides. The record is from RefSeq and is a predicted model, not a curated record. Lineage: Eukaryota; Metazoa; Chordata; Actinopteri; Salmoniformes; Salmonidae.